UAAAGCGCUGAGGGGUAAACUUGGCUCUUCUUCUGUGGUUGGUGUGUUUCUUCACCUUGAUGGAAGCGCGUGUGAUGAUAAUAAUAAUAUAACUGAGAAUCUGAUCAUAUUUCUAAUUUUCAGGAGAAGCGCGAGGCUCAGAUAUGGCAAAGUACCUGGCCCAGAUUAUAGUGGUGGGUGCGCAGGUGGUGGGCCGGGCAUUUGCGAGAGCUUUACGUCAGGAAUUUGCAGCGAGUCAGGCUGCAGCAGAAGCCCGAGGGAAGGCGGGGGCGCAGUCGGCCGCAGCGUCCAGCUUCACCGGGAUGACCGUCCAGGAAGCCCAGCAGAUCCUGAACAUCUCCACGCUGACCCCGGAGGAGAUCCAGAAGAAUUACGAGCACUUAUUUAAAGUGAACGACAAAGAAGUGGGAGGCUCGUUCUAUCUGCAGUCCAAGGUUGUGAGGGCAAAGGAGCGAUUGGACGAAGAGCUUCAAAUUCAGAAGAACGAUCCACCACAGCAAAAACAGCAGGAACACACCUGAGUCUCACCUCUCGCCUCUUAUUUUCUGUUUUUUCCCCCAAAUGUAAAUAUUCUGCUGGUUUCAAUAAAGUCUAAUCUGUUUAUUCAUGGUGUAAAACAAA
Messenger RNA from Astyanax mexicanus (Mexican tetra), 621 nucleotides. It is a transcript of the gene pam16, whose product is annotated as presequence translocase associated motor 16. The coding region runs from base 144 to 521 and encodes 125 amino acids. The transcript is spliced from 5 exons. Lineage: Eukaryota; Metazoa; Chordata; Actinopteri; Characiformes; Acestrorhamphidae. Gene Ontology annotation, biological process: protein import into mitochondrial matrix. The record is from RefSeq and is a predicted model, not a curated record. Gene Ontology annotation, cellular component: TIM23 mitochondrial import inner membrane translocase complex.